Messenger RNA from Chroicocephalus ridibundus (black-headed gull), 1106 nucleotides. RefSeq names its product pterin-4 alpha-carbinolamine dehydratase 1 (gene PCBD1). The record is from RefSeq and is a predicted model, not a curated record. NCBI's taxonomy places the organism in Eukaryota, Metazoa, Chordata, Aves, Charadriiformes, Laridae. Gene Ontology annotation, molecular function: 4-alpha-hydroxytetrahydrobiopterin dehydratase activity. Gene Ontology annotation, biological process: tetrahydrobiopterin biosynthetic process. Bases 181 to 495 code for a protein of 104 amino acids. The transcript has 4 exons.
CCGCGUGGAGAGGGGGGGUGACCGCUGCCGGGCAGCGGUUCCCCGUGGGUGGACCCGGCCCCCUCGCCACGCCUCCCGCCGCCCCGGACAAGCAGCAGCUCCACCGGGCUACGGUACGGUACGGCACGGUACAGCAGGGCGAGCACCAGCGGGGACGGAGGCCAGGGAGACCCGCCGGCCAUGGCAGGAAAAGCUCACAGGCUGAGUGCGGAGGAGAGAGAGCAGCUGCUGCCAAACCUGAGAGCCGUGGGGUGGAACGAGGUGGAAGGCAGAGACGCCAUCUUCAAAGAGUUCCACUUCAAGGACUUCAACCGGGCCUUUGGCUUCAUGACCAGAGUGGCUCUACAGGCAGAAAAACUAGAUCACCACCCCGAAUGGUUCAAUGUGUACAAUAAGGUUCACAUCACCUUGAGCACCCACGAGUGUGGAGGCUUAUCGGAGCGAGACAUCAACUUGGCCAGCUUCAUUGAGCAGGUUGCAGCUUCUCUCUCCUGACUAGAGACACACACAUGAAGCCAAAAAAAAAAAAAUAAAAAAAAAUCAACUCUUGCCGCUGCUACAACCCGCAUCUCGCCUGGAUGGCUGCACCUAGAGCCUUCUCCCGCUUCCAAACUAAUUCCCAGAGCCAGACUGCCUAACGCCACGCCAAAACCCCCUCCCACUGCAGCUGAGAUGGAUGGAGGCACUUCUUGGGCACCGUACGUAUAUCCAGCUCUGAUCUUGCCGCUUCCAUUCUUAAACCCCUUCGGUUAGCUGCGCGCUACCAGCCCACAAAUUGCUGAGCCUCUGGGGCUUUCAGCAGAGGUGCCCUUUUACCAGGAGCCAUGUUACACAAUUGCACCAGUGCAUCUCUCCAGAGCCAGACCCUGUCCCGCUACUGUGUUACUGCUCCUUACCUACCGGAAUAUGUUUUCUACCCAAAACGUGGUACGUGAACCCUUUGGUUUCUCCAUACCAUACCAGCAACUGUGAUGUGCAAUCUGGUUAUUACUGUAACCUCUUUCUAGCAGUAUUAGAAGCAGGCAUGUGAUCUCAUCCCUAUUGUAACCGGCCCUUAGUAGGAUACCAACUGAAAAUGUUUACAAUAAAGUUCUUGGUUAACCUGA